AUGGGCAAGUUAACCAGCACAAUCGGCAUCCCGAUCAAGCUUCUGAAUGAAGCUCAGGGCCACGUCGUAACCCUCGAAAUCACCUCGGGGGUGGUCUACCGCGGCAAGCUCCUGGAGGCCGAGGAUAACAUGAACGUCCAACUCAAGGAUAUCACAGUCACCGCGCGCGACGGGCGCGUGUCGCAUCUCGACCAGGUGUACAUCCGCGGCAGCCAUGUCAAGUUCUUCAUCGUCCCGGAUAUGCUCCGGGGGAACAUUGUUCGUGGCAGGACCAGUGAUGACGGGUGUGCUGAUUUCUCCGCUACUAGGAACGCGCCCAUGUUCCGCUCGCGGGGCCAGCGCGGUAGAGGUGUUGGUCUGGCGCGUGGUAAGGCGACGGUGCAGCGGGCUCGGGGCCAGAGACGGGGUUGA
This is a messenger RNA of Aspergillus clavatus NRRL 1, 411 nucleotides long. RefSeq names its product putative small nuclear ribonucleoprotein SmD3. The transcript is spliced from 4 exons. Lineage: Eukaryota; Fungi; Ascomycota; Eurotiomycetes; Eurotiales; Aspergillaceae. Gene Ontology annotation, biological process: RNA processing; spliceosomal snRNP assembly. Bases 1 to 411 code for a protein of 136 amino acids. The record is from RefSeq and is a predicted model, not a curated record. Gene Ontology annotation, cellular component: pICln-Sm protein complex; SMN-Sm protein complex; precatalytic spliceosome. Gene Ontology annotation, molecular function: RNA binding.